Messenger RNA from Saccostrea cuccullata (small rock oyster), 969 nucleotides. RefSeq lists its product as uncharacterized. The coding region runs from base 1 to 969 and encodes 322 amino acids. The record is from RefSeq and is a predicted model, not a curated record. The transcript has a single exon. Lineage: Eukaryota; Metazoa; Mollusca; Bivalvia; Ostreida; Ostreidae.
AUGUGUCCUUAUCUGUCAUUUUUUCCAAAUCAAACUGUAGCUAAUGAAUUAAAGAACGGGUUUGAAUUAGGCAUUUAUCUAUAUUAUGAAGGUCCAAGAGUGUCAACAACCUGUAAAAAUUUAGUUUCUGUGAACGAUCACCCAAAAGAGGUAAAAGAAAAAAUUGACAAAGAAAUUUCUUUGGGUCGAAUAGCAGGUCCUUUCAAUCAUGAACCUUUGUCCAAUUUAAGGCUAUCACCUAUUGGAGUAGUGUCAAAAAAGGAUGGGGGUUGGCGUCUCAUUCACCACCUUUCAUAUCCUUCUAAUUUCAGUGUUAAUGAUUUCAUAGACCCUGAAGCUUGUUCUGUUCAAUACACUUCUUUUGACGAGGUUUUAGACAUGGUAGGGUCACUGGGAAAGGGGGCUUAUCUGGGAAAAAUGGAUGUGAAAGCAGCUUUUAGAUUACUUCCGGUUCACCCUUCUGACCAUCAAUUACUUGGUGUCAAGUUUAAUGAUCAAUAUUAUUACGAUAUGUGUCUACCAAUGGGUUGUUCAAUUAGUUGUGCUUUAUGGGAAAAGUUUGCACAUUUUAUUCAGUGGGUAGUAGAAGAAAAAACUGGAGUUCACACUCUGAACCAUUACUUAGAUGACUUCAUAUUUGCUGGGUACACAUUAGAAACAUGUAACCUGUUAAUGUUAUCAUUCAAAAAUACCUGCUCUGCUUUUGGCAUCCCUCUUGCAGAAGAGAAAACAGAGGGCCCAAAAUCGGUACUUCAAUUCCUGGGUAUAGAAAUCGAUACAGAUAAGAUGGUUGUUCGAAUUCCUGAAGAAAAAAUUAUCGACCUGGAGAAAUUACUGCUUGAUAUGUUACAAAAAACAAAAGUUACGCUUAGAGAAUUACAAUCUUUGGUAGGUUCUCUGAUUUUUUGUGCUAAAGCUAUUCCAUCUGCUAGGGCCUUUAAUAGAAGAUUUUGUGAUGCUAUGUGUUGA